Molecule: messenger RNA, 2478 nt
Organism: [Torrubiella] hemipterigena
Lineage: Eukaryota; Fungi; Ascomycota; Sordariomycetes; Hypocreales; Clavicipitaceae
Source: the annotation of a GenBank genome assembly
CCGCCACUGCAUCCUCGCAAUUCUUUUUUAUUCUUCCAACACAACUAAGCCUAUACACUGGUCUUCACACAUUCCGCGAUAGUACAUCAAAAGAUAUUCGAAACCCGGAAGAUAUUAAUCUAAAAAUGGCCGAUAGCGUGGAUCACGAAGCGCUGGUAAGCGAAUUCUGUGGCAUCAGUGGUGCAUCUCCAGAGCAGGCCACUCAAUACCUGCAAGCAAACAACUGGGACCUCGCCUCUGCGACAACAUCAUAUUUUCAGGACGAAGAAGAAGGUGAUGGUGCCUCUGCUCCUCAGGCUGCUGAUGCAUACACCGGGCCCAGAACGCUAGACGGCCGACCUGCUCCCGAUACUGCCAGAAGGGCGGCACCAAGCUCCUCUUCCCGGCAGAAGAAGAAGGGCAUCGCCACAUUGGGAUCCAUGGCUAGCUCUAGCCAUGCCCACUCUAGCCACGAUGACGACGACGAUUCGGACUCUGAUUACGAAGACGAAGGUCGAGGCAACCUGUUUGCUGGAGGCGAGAAAUCUGGACUAGCCGUCCAAGAUCCUACUCAAGAUAGUCGCCCUAAGAAGGUCAUCGAUGACAUUCUCGCUAGAGCUAACGCAAACACAGCCAGACCUGACGCGGAUGGUGAUAGCGAACCUCAACCCGACCGAUUCCGUGGAACUGGUAUGACUCUAGGAGGUGAUGGUGUUGAGAGCCGUAGCAUACCAGAUCCUUUGGCGCAUCUACCUAGCCACGGAGAACCGCAGGAAAGAAUUUUGCACCUCUGGCAAGAUGGAUUCAGCAUUGACGAUGGCGAACUCCGACGAUUCGACGAUCCUGCUAACCAGGAGGAUCUUCGCAUGAUCCGAUCAGGCCGAGCGCCCCUUCAUCUGAUGAAUGUCCGGCACGAUCAGGCUGUCGACCUGAAGGUGCAGCCGCAUGAUGAGCCAUUCACCCCACCUCCUAAGAAAUACAAGCCCUUCUCAGGUGCUGGAAACCGCCUGGGUAGCCAUGUUCCAGGAAGUGGCACAUCGACUCCUCAACCGUCUGCUUCUACUACGGCCCCAGCGUCGACUACGACCCCGAACGUCGACGAAUCGCAGCCCACUGUUACUAUCAGAAUCCAACUUCCUGAUGGAACAAGACUUCCGGCUCGCUUUAACACGACGAACACUGUUGGAGAUGUAUAUGCAUUUGUUCGCAAUGCGUCGGCGGAAACUAGGGAUCGUUCGUGGGUGCUGGCUACGACAUUCCCAAACAAGCAACACAGCGAUGAAAGCUUGGUCCUCAGCGAGAUGCCUGAAUUUAAGAAAGGAGGAACCGCUGUGGUUAAGUGGACUUGAGCCAAAAAUAAGGAGUAGUUUAGAAAGAAUUGCACCGGAUGGAUGCAAGCACGCUGAAUGACUGUAAAAGUAUGACUGCAUCAGAUAGAUGCUACUAGAAUUGAAUACGACGAAAAGGAUGAACCGUUGCCCAUAAAAAUAUACAAGUAAUUUACCAACUUUACUUUGUGAGAUGUGAUAUCUCUAAACUAUAAAUCAUGGUAUUCUAACGCCUAGACGCCUCGGUGAUUGUUAUUGUUGUUAUAAAGGUUUUAGCAGCCUGGUUUACGCCGAAGCCUGGGCUGGGGGCAGUGCUGGAGCAUCCAAGAACUUGAAGUGCUCAAUGGCAAUCUGGCAGUUGAGCAUGGCAGCGUUGAAACGAGCCUCACCCGGAGGCAGGACCACCAUCAAAUAGGUAUUGGUGGUGAAUUUCAAGAUGAACAAACUGAAACGCAUGCCUGCCUUGUGCUCCAUUCGCACAAACUGCUCAGCGUUGCGCGGUGUUCCUGUGAAGCGGGAUAUGCUCUGCUUGAAAUGUUUCAUAAUGUUGGACAUGCGCUCUAGUCGAUCCUCAGUCGGGUUUCGCAGGCCCUCUGCCGAAGUCCAUGAUGACACUGCCAAAAACGAGGUGCGCUCAAAGAGCAAGAUCUCCUCUGCCUCGAUUGCCAUUCCGAGAUUGGCCAAGUUCCGCUCAAUAACCGAAAGAUUGGGCACCAAAUCGUGGAUGAUGGACGCCCAGGCCUUGUAGAGACUCUGGUCCCAGAUGGACGUUGCAAACGGGGUGAGAUCAGAGGUGCUCAAGUCGCCGCCCACAGAGGUGACGUACUCUGCUGUCUUUUGGCGGAUCAGGCGCACGCGCUCGUCGUAGACGGACUCACGAGCCGUAGGGACCACCAGGUCCAUCUUGUGUAUGAGGAUGUAUAUCUUGGCUGAGGAGGAGUAUUGGAGGAGGGCGGAAACGAUGGAGACGUAUGUGGCUAGAUCACGGUCCACGUCACGAGACUCGAUGUCGAAGACGUAAAUGAGGACGCCGACGUUGGAGAAGACGUGGACUCGCUGUUGCGACAGGUAGUUUUCCAUAAAGGCUUCUUGGCCACCGCAGUCCCAUAGAUUCAGCGUCAGGUUGCCGAGGAACUUGACGUGCGAAAGGUCGAUGUCAAUGGUAGCUCCU